This is a messenger RNA of Camellia sinensis, 2040 nucleotides long. RefSeq lists its product as uncharacterized. Gene Ontology annotation, molecular function: DNA helicase activity. NCBI's taxonomy places the organism in Eukaryota, Viridiplantae, Streptophyta, Magnoliopsida, Ericales, Theaceae. Gene Ontology annotation, biological process: DNA repair; telomere maintenance. The record is from RefSeq and is a predicted model, not a curated record.
GAACAGCACCUCCCCAAUCCAGGGAGGGAAACCCUUGAAAAAUUAUAAAUAAAUGAAAAAACAUCUCUAAUAUAACCACUUUCUUGAGGCGUGGCGUGACUUCUGGCGGCCAAGUAGGGAAGAAAUAGAAUAGCCGCUGAUUGAUUCCCCAUUUGGUGAAAUCUUGAAGACCCAGAAGGAUAUGCUGUAUAAAACUCUGUUUUAGAUAAAAUUCUGUGUAAAACCCUAUAUUUUAGGUGAGAUCUUGAAGACUCAGAGAGGAUAUCCUGUAUUGUAUACAACUGUGUUUGAGAGAGAGAGCCCAAAUUUUGGAUGAAAUCUUCAAGACCCAGAAGGAGAUACUGUGUUUUGUACAAGUAUGAAGUUGUUCUCAACUGCAAUUUCAGCAUACAGAUACUUUAGCACCAAAACUACUACAAAAGGCCGAAAAUGGACUCCCAACAAGAACAAGAACAAAAUGAAGGAACCCAAAAACCCUAAUAAAAGGACCAGAAUUAAGUGGACUGACCAACAGUCUCAAAUCUUGGAAGCCAUUUCCAAUGGCAAGUCUGUUUUCAUUACUGGGUCAGCGGGUACUGGUAAAACAGUCUUACUCCAACAUAUCAUCAAAAGACUCCAUAAACUUCACGGCCGGGGUAAUGUUUUUGUAACGGCUUCAACUGGAGUAGCGGCUUGUGCUCUUCAGGGCCAGACCCUCAACUCCUUCGCUGGCACCGGACCCGCAUUCACAGAUCGCCAAACUUUGCAUGAUAGGGUUUUUUCGGAUAGUAAGGCUUACCGGAGGUGGAAGAAAGCUGGGGCUUUGGUUAUAGAUGAAAUUAGCAUGGUUAAUGCGCCGUUUUUUGCUGCUCUGAAAUACAUUGCGGAAGAGGUGCGAGGUGAAAAACAAGAAAAUGUAGGAGUAAUAAACAAUGGGUGGGGUGGAAUACAGCUAGUUGUGAGUGGGGAUUUCUCUCAGCUACCCCCAAUCACCAAUCGAGAGAAUUUGAGUGGAAAGGAAUUUGCAUUCGAAGCUGACUGUUGGAAUUCAAGCUUUGACAUGCAAGUAGAGCUUACAAAAGUUUUCAGGCAAUCAGAGGCUCGGCUCAUCAAGUUACUACAGAAUAUAAGAAGAGGGCAUACUGAUCCCGAAGACUUGCAGCUCCUAGAGAAGUGUUGCUCGGAAACAGAUUCAAAUUCGUCACCACUGGUACAGCUCUACCCGAGGAAUGAAGAUGUGAACAAGGUGAACCUGAAGAAAAUGGAGGAAUUAGAGGGGUACAUGUAUGUUUAUCGUGCUCUUGAUUGUGGCGAUGAUGAUGCUUCGAAGAGGCAGCUUAAACAGGGGAUCGCAGCCGAUGAACUUAUACUAAAGGAAGGUGCGAGGGUGAUGCUGACUAAGAAUUUGAAUACUUGGCGUAAAUUGGUGAAUGGUGCCACUGGUACAGUUAUGCAGUUCUGUGGGCCAUAUGGCGCUGAUGUUUCAGAUAUAUGUAAGGACAAAGUGUUGCCAUUAGUUAAAUUUGAUUCGGGGCUGGAGAUGAUUAUUCAUCCAGAAACAUGGGUUGUGAUGGAGGGAGACAAGAUUGUUGCGAAGCGAAAGCAAAUGCCUCUCAUACUGGCAUGGGCUCUGAGCAUUCACAAAUGCCAAGGCAUGACCCUUGACAGCCUUCACACCGAUCUCUCCAAGGCUUUCGGCUUUGGAAUGGUCUAUGUUGCACUUUCACGUGUCCGAAGCUUAGAUGGCCUUCAUUUAUCUGGUUUUGAACCAUCAAAGAUUAGAGCACACCCAAAGGUUAUUCAGUUCUAUCAAGAUAAACAAGUGGAGGAUGAUGGUGUCAACGAGGAUAUAAGUAGCAGCAGUAAUGAUGCAAUCCAUGUUUCGAGCAAGACAAUCUCCAAAGAAAUGAAUAAGAAUCUGAACUGUAAACCAAACUCAUCUCUUAUUAGUUGGUAUAACCGUGUUACCAAGAGAGCAUUGGGGUGACUUCUUGUUAAGUUGUUUGCUCUGCAAAUCGUUGAAUUGAAGGAUUGUUGGUGAAGAAUGCAAGCUGUUUUUGC